AUGUUCAGAUUAACGUAUGUCUGCCUUUGUUUACUCGCUCUGAGUGAUGGAAUAGAAAGUUUCGGCAGUCCUUGGAUGCUGCCCACUUUUAGACAAAACUUAAGAUUAACAAAAAAGGAAUACAAUCAGAGGGAAGGUCGUCAGCGUUUUCUCCUGGACUUACUGCUACAAGUACACAAACCUUUGCUUCAUGAGGAACUCAUUGCAAUGGGAAAUGAACUCAACGAGGAUCCAAAAGAUUAUAAAGAAGGCACCUGGAGAUAUAUGAAGGACUUUCAUCAGCGUAUUCAACAAAAUCAAGUGCCACGCCCUUUUGUCAUACUAAAUCAGCUGGAUGAUGAAAUGCCACAGAACCUGUUGGGGAUCUAUCGUUUUUUGACCAUGGCCAAGGAUUGGUAUUCCUUCCAGCGAAACGCCUGCUAUGCCAGGAUGCACUUUCAUCCCCUGCUCUUUGUAAACGCCCUGCAGAUGGCAGUGGGUGACAGAGAGGACACCAAAGAUUUGCGAGUGCCAGCCAUGUAUGAGGUCCUACCACAGCUCUAUUUCGAGAAGGAGGUGAUCCUGGCGGCCCAGGAAAUUGCCUGGCAUCAAUUGACUCCCAUCAGGAUAGUCACGCCGAAACGAAGAUGGAAGGAUAUCCUUUUGGGACAUUUCAAUCCCAGUCAACCUUGGACCCCAGAGGAACCCUUGCCUACGGAACCCCUGAUCAUUGAUAACGAAAGACAGUUGGCACACCUAAGUCUGGACUUGGAACUUAACUUACACUGGAGCAAUCUGAUAAAUCGCCUGGUUAUAGCAAUAGAAGAAGGAAAGGAGCGGAUAAACGAACCCAUUAUCAUAGAUGGCGAUCGCUUGGUGGCUUUUCGAGGAUCCUUCGACGAAGACAACUAUAUAAAUAAUGUGGCAAUGAGACCAUAUGACUCGCAAUAUUAUCUACACAACCUUCAACAAUUUGUGGGUGCCUUGACUAUGGAAGAUUUGGCAACAGGAGAGAAAUCCAUGGAUCUGAUAGAUCCGCCCCUGAUGACAACUGGUGGGGUUCCAUAUAAAGGUACCUCCCUAAAUGCCAAAGCUGUUAAACGCAUCUUAGACUUGACAUUGGAAGACCUAAGAAACGAAAUUGACCUGGCAGUGAAACAUAAUAACCAUACUUCGGAUAAUUUAUCUAUAGCGGGUCAAAUGGUAGCUACUAACUACCUUCAUAUUUGUCGCCAAUUAAGCCUGGCUGUGAAUGGACAAGGCUUAAAUCAACCCAACAUGUUGGGCUUAGCGACGGCUAACCUUAGAGAUCCCAUCUAUCGAUCGCUGCUAUUUCGCUUAAAUGAAAUGUUAAAGAGUUAUGAACAUCAGGAUUUAUCUAAAGUUGAAGAGGGAAUGGUGUCCCCAAAAAUUCUUAAUACUAAUGUGAGUCGCCUUGUGACUUAUGAGGAGAAAGUUGACAUAGAUCUCAUAAAUUUAAUUGACCAGCAACUGCUGCAGUCGCAUCGAAAUAAUUUACAAUUUCUGCGUCGUCAUUUGGUGGCCAGACAACGUCGUCUUAAUCAUGAUCCAUUUAGUAUUAGUCUGGAUAUAAUGGCUCCAGUUGAUAUGACUUUUCAAACAAGGAUGUAUUUUACUCUACCAAAUCAAUUGGGAACGCGUUUACACCUGGACAGCUUUAAAUGUUCUCUAAAAAAGGGUAAAAAUCAAAUAGAACGCCUCUUUCCAUCAGCCAAUACUGGACCCACUCUAAGCGAACUCUAUGAAGCCGAUUUCCCAUUAGCAGAUGUAACAAGUUCCAACCGGUUUCCCCCACAUCUUUUAUUGCCAAGGGGGACCAGAGAUGGCCUCAAACUUCAAUUACUUGUGGAACUCACUGCUUGGACUGGAUCGGAGCUGGAGUUUGAUGGGGUGUCUGUCCCUGUCCUGGCCGAAACUCUGAAGGAUGUGAUAAUCUUUCAUCACCAGGCCUGAAACUAUUAUGCGAUUAUAUAUGCUAAGUGCCUAAACUUCUUAAUUGCUCAUAGGAACGCACGAUUAUGAAGGAGAGGGUUUCAUAUCAAUAUAGUUUUCCAAGCACGCACGAAUUCCUGAUUAUAUAUGGUAAUACGAAUAAAAUGAUAACUAAGCGUAGAAAAGCACAUAUAUAUUAAUACACAAAUAUUCCUUCAAAUUUUAUAAAAAUAUAUUCUAUAUUAAUA
Drosophila subpulchrella is the source of this 2180-nucleotide messenger RNA. RefSeq names its product fat-body protein 1. The transcript is spliced from 2 exons. The record is from RefSeq and is a predicted model, not a curated record. The coding region runs from base 1 to 1953 and encodes 650 amino acids. NCBI's taxonomy places the organism in Eukaryota, Metazoa, Arthropoda, Insecta, Diptera, Drosophilidae.